CUUCAGAGUUAUAAAAUGAUGAGAGUCUCUUAUGCGGGACUUAUGAGAUCUGUUUACACUAUGAAUUCUGCUCAUAUGGCUUCGUAUAGAGAUAGGAAUAGUCUCGUUGAAUACCGCAACUAUAGUUCCUUGGCUAAAUGUAAAACUCAGGAUUCUUUACUUAGCCAGAGCAGUAGAAGCUUUAGUCACACUCCAAAGAAAGCAAGUGAAGAGAUUAACUACUGGAAUAUUCAUUACCCAAAGACUCCACUAUCAUUUGAGAAUGGGAUUUGUCUUCUUUAUCGUCAUAAUUUCAAUUUCACAAAGGAGGCUUUUUAUUUUGCAAGGACAGCAGGUAUUUCCACACUCUGUUUUUAUCUCUUCUAUAAAUCUUUAUUUGGAGCUUCAGGAAUCAUAAUGAAGCUAAUCAAGAGCGCAAUCACAGGAUUUGGAUUUGUGUUCUUCACGCUUUCUAGUCCUCCAUAUGCCCUAAAGUUUCUAAUGAGCAUUAAAGAACUAUACUUGGAAGAAAAUGGAGAAUAUGUAAUCGUCUCAACUUUCUUCGGGACUAAAAGAUUCCCAAUAUCAGGGAUCAAAGCAUGAAACAGAGAAAUGUAUAAAAAAUCAAUUGGAUGGGUCGAUAAUUGGAGCAUCAGAGUCAUCCCGCUUGAAUUUACAGGCAUAGAAGAUAAAGUUUACGUAUAUUACCUUGACAAAGAAGGCCAUUAUCUUCAUCGUGAUGUGGUUAAAGCUAUUUUUGGACGCACAGGAGCUGAUAAUGUAAGACAUAAAAAUCCACAGACAGGAAACUAUGAGAUUCCAGUCGUCCCAAAAGACUCAUUUAAAGGAAUAUCUAAGAUUGCUACCUUCCCAUACAUUGAUACUACUGCUGAAGAGAUUCAAUAAAUU
Moneuplotes crassus is the source of this 888-nucleotide messenger RNA. The record is from the annotation of a GenBank genome assembly. NCBI's taxonomy places the organism in Eukaryota, Ciliophora, Spirotrichea, Euplotida, Euplotidae.